Molecule: messenger RNA, 1191 nt
Organism: Antrostomus carolinensis (chuck-will's-widow)
Lineage: Eukaryota; Metazoa; Chordata; Aves; Caprimulgiformes; Caprimulgidae
Product: serine/threonine-protein phosphatase 2B catalytic subunit gamma isoform
Exons: 13
Biological process (GO): calcineurin-mediated signaling
Molecular function (GO): calmodulin-dependent protein phosphatase activity
Source: RefSeq, a predicted model, not a curated record
UGCGUGCUGUAUUUAUGGAGUUUAAAGAUAAAUCAUCCCAAAACGUUGUUCCUCCUUCGAGGGAACCACGAAUGCAGGCACCUCACAGAAUACUUCACCUUUAAAAAAAGGUGUCGAAUCAAGUAUUCAGAGCGAGUGUACGAUGCGUGUAUGGAUACAUUUGACUGUCUUCCUCUUGCUGCCCUCUUAAACCAGCAAUUUCUGUGUGUUCAUGGAGGACUGUCUCCAGAAAUCACGUGUCUAGAUGACAUUAGGAAAUUAGACAGGUUUAAGGAGCCUCCAGCCUUUGGUCCAAUGUGUGACUUGCUCUGGUCUGAUCCAUCAGAAGAUUAUGGCAGUGAAAAAAUUCUGGAGCAUUUCUCCCACAACACUGUUCGAGGCUGCUCGUAUUUCUACAGUUAUCCUGCAGUUUGUGAAUUUUUGCAGAACAAUAGUUUGUUAUCUGUAAUCCGUGCUCACGAAGCCCAGGACGCUGGGUACCGAAUGUACAGGAAGAGCCAGACAACAGGCUUUCCAUCAUUAAUCACAAUCUUCUCUGCACCAAAUUACCUAGAUGUCUAUAACAACAAGGCUGCUGUCCUGAAAUAUGAAAACAACGUCAUGAACAUCAGGCAGUUCAACUGUUCCCCUCAUCCCUACUGGCUUCCAAACUUCAUGGAUGUCUUCACAUGGUCUUUGCCUUUUGUAGGGGAAAAAGUCACAGAAAUGCUCGUUAACAUCCUCAACAUAUGCUCCGAUGAUGAGUUGAUUUCAGAUGGUGAUGAGACAUUGGAAGAUCACUACAUUUCAAGCUAUCAGAAAGGUGGGACAACAGUCCGUAAAGAGAUCAUCAGGAAUAAGAUUAGAGCCAUUGGGAAGAUGGCACGUGUCUUCUCGGUUCUUCGAGAGGAGAGUGAGAGCGUGCUGACUCUCAAAGGCCUGACUCCCACAGGUACACUGCCCCUGGGAGUGCUCUCAGGGGGGAGGCAGACCCUACAGACUGCCACAGUAGAAGCAGUAGAGGCACGGGAAGCCAUUCGUGGAUUUUCACCCCAGCACAAGAUCCGCAGCUUCGAAGAAGCCCGAGGGCUGGAUCGCAUUAACGAGCGCAUGCCGCCGCGCAAGGAUUCCGUGCACUCGGACGGGCCGGUGAACUUGGUAACCUCCACAAACUCUGCAGACAAGAAUGGCACAGGGAAGAAAACCCAGUAA